Molecule: messenger RNA, 1362 nt
Organism: Desarmillaria tabescens
Lineage: Eukaryota; Fungi; Basidiomycota; Agaricomycetes; Agaricales; Physalacriaceae
Product: NYN domain-containing protein
Exons: 3
Coding region: 1-1362 (453 amino acids)
Biological process (GO): regulation of gene expression
Cellular component (GO): peroxisome; cytoplasm
Molecular function (GO): RNA nuclease activity; CCR4-NOT complex binding
Source: RefSeq, a predicted model, not a curated record
AUGCAAGUGUCCGACCGCGUAGCCAUCUUCUGGGACUUUGCGCCCUCUGGUGCCUCGGGGUACGACCUGGCUAGUAGUAUCCGAAAUUGUGUGCAACAAUUCGGUCCUAUCAAGCUCUUCAAGGCAUAUGUAGAUAUUUCAGAGCAAUCAGCAGGUCAACGAGGGACAUGUCUUCGCUCCGAGUUGCAACUGUCUGGUGUGUCAAUGACUGACACGCCACACAUGGGGAAGAAGAAUGUCGCCGACCAGAUGAUCAUUGUGGACAUGCUUGCAUAUGCAUUUGAUAACCCACAGUCCUCCACGACGAUCGUGUUAAUAACUGGAGACCGGGACUUCGCCUAUGCUGUAGCCAUUCUUCGUCUGCGCCAAUUCCACGUCGUAGUGAUCUCACCUUCAGUCCCGUCACCACACACCAGUUUGACAGCCCAUGCAUCAAUGUGUAUUGACUGGAAUAAAGCAAUCAUGCAGAACAUAGGAUUGGAGACCCCGACUUCUCAAACUGUUCCGCCAGAUCGAACGAAAACGGAGUCACCUCCAACGAAAGUAGAGUCACCCCCAACAAAGGCAGAGCCGUCCCCAUGUCCCCCGAAUUCUGCUCCUGCUGCCUGUCCGACACAACCAGUGAAUUCUGGUACUUGCAACUCAUCACAGCCUCCCCAACCUAAGCCUCCCUCCGUCCCUGCCAACCUGCCAAAGCCUGUCCCCCUUGAAACGAAUAAUCGCUCUCGCUCUGCUGAUCCUAUUCGCAGAACUCAAACUCCUGAUUCUAUAGGCAGUUCUACUCCUGCACCAACUUAUACUGCUCAUCCGCCACCAGUCUCUCCGGUUCCACUCCAGCCACCUGACCAGGUGCCACAAUCGGGCGUCCAAGGAGACAGUAAUAACACCUACACACCUCCACAAACCCCUGGUGUCAAUCAUCUCUCAAGAGCACAGCCUGUCCGAAAUUUAUCGAUGCCAGUACAGUUUCCUUCAAUUGCGCCAGGAUACAUAGCCACGUCGCCCACUAUGGCACCUCCCGCUGUAUCGGGAAUAGCACCAGUUCCGUCAGUCUUGCCCUCUAAUUCCGCUCCCCUGUAUCCUCCAGUCCAACAACCUGAAGCGGCCCCUCCUGCAUCCCGCAAGGUUGUUCCCGUGCGAUUUUCCAGUCUUGUAAAGCUUCUUGAGGCUCAUCGUCGGAACGGUUCACCUCGCCCUUUCCGUUCAGUCAUCGCGGUCGAACUGGUCCAGUCAGAUAAAGCCAUUUACAAGAAAGCUGGAGUGGAGAAAUUCAAGCAGUACGUGGCCCUGGCCGAAUCUGAGGGCAUUGUGGAGCUCGGGGGAAUGGAAGGAGGUGCCUGGAUAGGCCUUCGUACGGAUUAG